UGAAAAACGUCUAGAACCUCAUUUUAACCCGGAAAAAAAUAACCUGGAACAGUGGCUGUCUCGAAGCAGCUACUGGUACGGAGAAAUCGGGGAAAAUGGCUUCACGCCUGAGCCGAGUCUGGCCCACCCUGUCCCGGGUUCGUGUGAGCGCGGCGCUCGGGAGCCGCUGUGUGUCACAGACGCCGAAAUCUAGCGCGUCUAGCGCGGCGGUGGCGUCUGAUCUGCAGCCCGUGUCUCCCGCUGCUCAGGACAGUCAUGGACACGCAGAGGUCAGCCCGUUUGAGAAGAAUCCAGACUUCCAUGGCUUCCAUCAUCACGACUCUUUUGUGGAUGAAUGGAACAUGAGGUUGGCAUUUUUCUUUGGCAUUUCAGUGGCCAUCGUUAUUGGAGGGACAUUCAUCCACUAUUUACCAGAUCAUGGUAUGAGGCAGUGGGCUCGUCGGGAAGCUGAAAGGUUGAUCAAACAGAGGGAAUCCGAGGGUCUUCCCCUCAUGACUGAAAAUUAUUACGAUCCCAGCACAAUUGUUCUCCCCUCCUCUGGAGAGGAGUAGACAACAUUUUGUCAAUAAUUAUGCUGUUCAUUUUUGUUUAAUAGUACAUUUGUCUCCAUUCAACUAUAUUAUAAUAAAAAAAAGUUAUAAUAUAGUGGUUCGUGGUAUUUUUAACUAAUAAUUGAAAAAGCAUGAACCUGUAGAAUUAGCUUUUUGUUGGCAAACAAAUGGGUGUAAAAAUAAAGUUUAGUGUUUAUACAUA
Carassius auratus (goldfish) is the source of this 753-nucleotide messenger RNA. Its product is annotated as NADH dehydrogenase [ubiquinone] 1 beta subcomplex subunit 11, mitochondrial. The coding region runs from base 96 to 551 and encodes 151 amino acids. NCBI's taxonomy places the organism in Eukaryota, Metazoa, Chordata, Actinopteri, Cypriniformes, Cyprinidae. The record is from RefSeq and is a predicted model, not a curated record. Gene Ontology annotation, cellular component: respiratory chain complex I. The transcript has 3 exons.